This is a messenger RNA of Hevea brasiliensis (rubber tree), 2722 nucleotides long. RefSeq names its product nuclear pore complex protein NUP85. The coding region runs from base 169 to 2346 and encodes 725 amino acids. Gene Ontology annotation, molecular function: structural constituent of nuclear pore. The transcript is spliced from 18 exons. Lineage: Eukaryota; Viridiplantae; Streptophyta; Magnoliopsida; Malpighiales; Euphorbiaceae. Gene Ontology annotation, biological process: positive regulation of DNA-templated transcription; mRNA export from nucleus; protein import into nucleus. Gene Ontology annotation, cellular component: nuclear pore outer ring. The record is from RefSeq and is a predicted model, not a curated record.
CAAAUUUAUAGCGGGAAGAGCAGAAACGGUGCGUUUUGCGCGUAAAUUAGCCUCUCUCCUUGCCCAGUGGUCGAAUUCAGUUUCUCUUAAUUUCUUCAAAAACCCCUCCAAAACCCUAACACAAGCUUCUCAAAAUCAGUAACCGGCACUCUAACCCUUCCCCUUGCAAUGCCCCGCGUCGCGUCCGGCUCUGGCGGAGGUGGCGCGUCAGAUUCAAUCACCGGUGCGUUGGUCCCCUUUUUGCCGGACUCUCAGGAUGCUGUAGUGUACCCGCUUCGUCACGGCCUAAAGCCCCCAAUUUCCCGUGUAUCUAUCUCUUGGGCUCGAGGUAACACCUUACGAGUCUCAGUUUUUCGGUCAUCGCCCGCAGAAUCCGACUCCGAUGAAGAUGUUGGGGGAAAAGUGAUGGAGGUGAGGCCAGGCGGCAACGUAGAUGGACAGCUCAGUGACGCGCAAUGGCGGAGGAUCGCUUACGGUUCCGUCUCUCCUUUCGCGCUUCUGCAGAGUCGCAGGAACUCGGCUUUGAGCGUGUCCAAAAUGGGAUUAAGUCCAUCCCCAUAUCAUCUUGAGUGGUGGGAGUACGUAAGUGAGUACAGCAAGGACGUAAGUUCGCUUCUUGGUAAUCCAAAGUCUUCUGCCGGUCCAGUGAUUGAAGAUCCAAAGGAAGUUUUAAAGAAAGUUGAGGAACCAACUUGUUUAAAGGCUGCAUGGGAUCUGAUGGAGAUGUUUUAUGCAGACAAGCUGUCCCAAGCAUGGCUGCCUGAGCGUCUCGUCGAUUGGUUGGCUGAUUAUGAUAGCCUCCUAUCAGAUACACAGGCAACUGUCUAUUUGAAACUCAUGGAGUUUCAAGGACGACUGGUCACAUUACUGGUCAUUGAGGAUGAUUCUAGAUACUGGGAGGUGAUAUCUUCAGCCUUAGCAGUUGCUUGGCUAGAGAUUGCUGUGAAAAUGUUGCGAUUGCAUGGAUCUUAUCAAUUGGAUCAGCUUGGCAGUAGAGAGACAGAGAAUGGCCUUGUAGAGGCUGUUGCAGUUCUUAUUUCAAAGAUGCCACGCUUGCGUCCAGAAUUAGGAGCUGGAAAAUUGGGUGAAUGCUUCAAAACCAAGCCCGAUUUUAUGAAGGCAUGGGAGAGAUGGCGAGCACAAGUAACUAAGUUGGAGUCCAGUGCAUUCUGGCUUCAGUGUGAUCACCUUCAGACUCGAGAGGGCUUGAAAAAUAUGCUACAGAUCAUGUUGGGAAAUGCUAGCAUUCUCUCAACUGCAACCUGUAAUUGGAUGGAGCUGUAUAUAUCUCACAUUCUAUACAUAAGGCCAUUCACUGUUGGUUUAGAAAGCAUGUACAGCCUAGCUCAGAAAUGCAUUCAGUUGAAACCAAUGACCAUUCCACAUAAGUUGAUGCGGCUUAUUGUAGGAAUUCUUGGGGAAAAUACAGAGGUUAUAUUAGCAGAAUGCUCAAGAGAUUUUGGCACUUGGAUGGCAGCUCAUGCCAUAGAGUUUUUGACUGCUGGGAGUGAUCAAGCGGAAGUUCUUUUACAUGAGGAGCGUGAUAACUUGGGGGGAAUCAACAUAGAGGAACUCCAUCGACUUAUUUAUGCUCAAGUUCUAUCUUCUCAUAUCUUGACUUGGCAAAUUGCUCCAAUUUAUUUGAUAUCUUGUAUGAAGCAGGGAAUGGGAUUAUUGGAGAUUUUAUUGUACAGGCAGCCUGUUCAACAUAAUCAAUUACUGGUUAAGAAUUUGGAGAUUUGCCGUCUUUAUGAACUUGACAGUGUCAGCUCAAACAUUAUGAAGAUUGCUGGAGUAUACCAUUGGAAACAUGGUAGGAAAGGUUAUGGCGUUUUUUGGCUUCAACAAGCUCGGGAUGAAGUUUGUCUUAACAGAAUUGCUCAGCAGCUGUUUAAUUCUGUUGGAAAGUCAAUCUCCGAUGAAAGUUUCAAGCAAUGGGAAGGUUUAAUUGAAUUGCUGGGUUCAGAAUCCAAGCCUGCUGGGGGUCUUGAGUUCCUGCACAAGUAUAGGGAUUUUAAGAGGUCUCUUAAGCAGGUUAAUGAUGGAAAAAUUACAGAUGCUACUCAGCAAGCUGUGGAAUCACUAAUGUCGCUUAUGAAAAACACUUCUACACCUCAACGUUUCUGGCUGCCAAUUCUUUAUGAUUCGUUGAAACUGCUUUACUGGCAGGAGCGACCUUUAUUGAAUGUGUCUCAAACAAACCUCUUGUUGAAUAAACUGCAAGAGUUGUCGAUGGCAAGGCUGCACCCAGACUUCAUUGAAGCUGACUUGCCACCCCAGGCCUUGAGCUCUGUUAGACUAGCUCUUGCCACAAAUCUUGGACGUGCCAUCCUAGAAGAAUCAUGAUCCUCUGCUUGACAUUGUUUGAGGCCAUUAUUGUUCAGUACCAUGCCUGAGUUUCCCUUUUAUCCCUGUUCAGAGCAUUGGCAGCCACAAUCAUCCUGGUAAAACUAGUAUUUCGCAAAUUCUGGGACUCGGGCAACAUCUUUAUGUUGUAUAUUCACACAGUUGAUUGUUCCAUGACAAACCGUUGAUUAUGUUAUUAUAGAACAGCAACAACUUGUAGAAGUUGCUAAGGUUUAGCUUGAGAUGUUAUUAUACCUGUGUUUGACAUUGCUUUAAAAUUACAGUAAUUAUUCGUUUGGCUGAGGCUUCUUGUUGGCAGAAACAUAGAGAUGCCUGUUAGAGGAUUUAGAGAAUGUGAUCAGCUAGGGUUGAUAUA